AUGCGUUUCUUCCUUGCUUUCCUCCUCGCUGCGCUGCAGAUCUCCUUCGCGAGCGCCGGCCUCCGAUUGAAACAAUGUGGAACUACAUUCCCUACCAACUGGGUUUCCAACUGUAGCCCGACGGACCAGCAGGACUGCAAGACUCUUUGCGGUCAGAAGCUCCGUGAUGCGCCUCGAGAAGAGCGCGUCGAGCAGGGUAAACGUCCCAUCUUGAACCGCAUUGUGCUGACUUUCGAUGCAGUGCCGAACGGAAGGAGGGCGACAGAUGGCCAACGGAGCUGA
This is a messenger RNA of Colletotrichum gloeosporioides, 282 nucleotides long. RefSeq lists its product as uncharacterized. The coding region runs from base 1 to 282 and encodes 93 amino acids. The transcript is spliced from 3 exons. The record is from RefSeq and is a predicted model, not a curated record. NCBI's taxonomy places the organism in Eukaryota, Fungi, Ascomycota, Sordariomycetes, Glomerellales, Glomerellaceae.